AUGAACAAAACGGUGAUAUUGGUAACCGGAGCUUCUGGUUACCUGGGUGGACGGCUCUGCCAGCAGUUAUUCAACGCCGGCCAGCAUGUUAAGAUUAUCAGUCACUCCUUCAAGCCUGCUACCGGUUGCCACGUCAUCUUUCAUGCUGCUGCAUUGGUCGAGCUAUGGCUUCCUGAUCCAUCUAGAUUCUUCUCAGUCAAUGUUGGAGGAUUGAAGAAUGUGUUACAAGCUUAUAAAGAAACGGGAACUAUAGAGAAAAUUGUGUACACAUCGUCGUUUUUUGCCCUGGGAUCAACUGAUGGAUAUAUUGCCAAUGAAACUCAGACUCAUACUGGAAAGUUCUUCUGUACGGAGUACGAGAAAUCGAAAGCUGUUGCUGAUAAAGUUGCACUAGAUGCUGCGUCUGAAGGAAUGCCGAUAGUGCCUGUUUAUCCAGGACUCAUAUAUGGUCCUGGAAAGGUCACGAGUGCAAAUAUCGUUGCGCGUAUGUUUUGUCAGAUAAUUGAACGCUAUAGUGGGCGUUUACCUGGUUACAUUGGCCAAGCAAAUGAAAGGUUCUCUUUUAGCCAUGUUGAUGAUGUGGUUGACGGGCAUAUUGCGGCUAUGGACAAAGGCAAAUCAGGUGAAAGGUACCUUCUUACUGGGGAGAAUGCGUCAUUUAAGGAAGUUUUCGACAUAGCUGCCAUGAUCACUCAGACAAAGAGGCCUUCAUUUGGAAUUCCCCUACUUAUUGUUGAAGCUUACGGCUGGAUAUCAAUUAUUUUCUCCAAAUUAACAGGAAAGCUUCCUCUAAUCAGUCCUCCGAUUGUUUCUGCGGCUAGACAUCAGUGGGCUUACUCUUGUGAGAAGGCAAAAGAAGAGUUGGAUUACAACCCCAGAAGCUUGAAAGAAGGUUUGUCCGAGGUGCUUCCCUGGUUGAAGAGCUUGGGAUUGAUUGAGUACUAA
Messenger RNA from Nicotiana tabacum (common tobacco), 945 nucleotides. The record is from RefSeq and is a predicted model, not a curated record. NCBI's taxonomy places the organism in Eukaryota, Viridiplantae, Streptophyta, Magnoliopsida, Solanales, Solanaceae.